AUGAAUAUCGUUGGUUUGAUGUCAACAUCCUCGUCUACUACAAAUUCCGUAACACCAGUUACUUAUCAAUUAAGUGAGCAACGUGGUGUACGUCGUCCCAAAUGCGCACGUUGUCGAAAUCACGGAAUGAUCUCAUGGUUGAAGGGACAUAAACGUCAUUGUAAAUUUCGCGAUUGUGCUUGUGCCAAAUGUAUUCUGAUUGCUGAACGACAACGCGUGAUGGCUGCGCAAGUUGCUUUAAAACGACAACAAGCAAGUGAAGAUGCAAUCGCUUUACGUGUUCGUUGUCU
Molecule: messenger RNA, 290 nt
Organism: Adineta ricciae
Lineage: Eukaryota; Metazoa; Rotifera; Eurotatoria; Adinetida; Adinetidae
Source: the annotation of a GenBank genome assembly